This is a messenger RNA of Trichobilharzia szidati, 160 nucleotides long. The record is from the annotation of a GenBank genome assembly. NCBI's taxonomy places the organism in Eukaryota, Metazoa, Platyhelminthes, Trematoda, Strigeidida, Schistosomatidae.
CCCAUUGGAAAAUGUCACGUCUUUAUGAAUCGUUUGAGAAUUCCAAGUAUAACUACGGGAGUCUACAGCGAAUUCCUCUCCCUGACAGCAUUUGGAUCCUAAUAGAUACACUUCUUAUGAUAAUGGAGACAGCUGUUGUUUUUCUCUUGAUUACUUUCGU